Molecule: messenger RNA, 741 nt
Organism: Vigna umbellata (rice bean)
Lineage: Eukaryota; Viridiplantae; Streptophyta; Magnoliopsida; Fabales; Fabaceae
Source: RefSeq, a predicted model, not a curated record
AUGGGUCAAGGUCAAUUUGGGCAAUCUGGGCAAGCAGGACAAUUCAAUAGACUACCGCAGCAACAAUCACAAUGGCAACAAAUAUCUGCAUUAUCUGAUAGAACUUCAAAGCUCGAAGAAACCUUUCAACAAUUUUUGCAGGUAACUAUCUCCAACCACAAGAGAACUGAAGCUGCAAUUAGAAAUUGGGAGAUACAGGUUGGCCAAUUGGCUAAGAAGUUGGAGGAUAUGCCUGACAGGAGUUUUUGGGCUAAUACUGAGUUUAAAGUGAAAAUUUUUGAGAAAAGUGAAAAAGUUCUUCCUUAUCCGAAGGAGAGUGAUAAAAUAGAGAAAGAGAGACAAUAUGAGUGGUUUAAAGAUAUCUUAAGACAAUUGCAGAUUACUAUACCUUUGACCGAAGCACUGCAGUACUUUCCUGCUUAUGCAAAGCACAUGAAGCAAUUCCUCACGAAACAGAGAUAUUUAGAUGAGGAGACUGUGGAUGAAAAGGGAGAUUGCAGUGUUAUUGUGAAGAAACCACUUCCUCUAAAAGUGAAAUAUCCAGGAAGCUUUACUAUUCCUUGCGUCAUUGGGAAGGAGAAUAUAAGGAAGGCCUUAAUUGAGUUAGGGUCAAGCAUUAAUUUGAUGCCCUUAUCUAUGCUCAAAAGGAUUGGUGGUCUUGAAGUCAAGCCAACAAAGGUGACUUUGUUUAUGGCGGAUGAGUCUUCAAAGAAACCCUAUGAUGUAGCGGAAGAUGUUGUG